Messenger RNA from Esox lucius (northern pike), 4439 nucleotides. RefSeq names its product plakophilin-3. Gene Ontology annotation, biological process: cell-cell junction assembly; cell-cell adhesion. Gene Ontology annotation, molecular function: cadherin binding. The coding region runs from base 368 to 2962 and encodes 864 amino acids. The record is from RefSeq and is a predicted model, not a curated record. The transcript has 18 exons. Gene Ontology annotation, cellular component: nucleus; plasma membrane; cytoplasm. Lineage: Eukaryota; Metazoa; Chordata; Actinopteri; Esociformes; Esocidae.
GGGCUCUGGUCCGGCCACACGCAGGACAACUAAGGGAAGGCGUUUGCCUUUCCCUGGUCCUGUGUGUCCUCAGUGCUCUCCUCUAAUCCAGAAUUACCCCACACGCAACCUAACAUUGCCCUUUGUGAACCAGAGCUGGCGCUUCUUCGUGUUUUCUUUGUUCCCUUCCAAGCACUGCCUGUGCUGAGGGCUACUUCACUGAGUAAGGUGUACUUACAACCACUGGGUUUUGUGGUUGUCCUGCCUGGCUAUCUCAAGAGGAAUGCACUAACUGGAAAUUCCCCUGGAUAAGAGGGGUGGGGGGGGCUUGGAAAGGCCGCCACUUGCAUCAGAUCUGCGGCCCUAAGCAUACGGUCCGGCCAACAACAUGGUCAGAUUUAUGGGACAAAUACAGUGCUUAACGAAGUUUGUUUUUGACUACGUACUGAUAGUCAUUGGAUUCUGCAUUGCUCUGCCCAAUACUUCUGUCAGCACGUACGCUGUCCCGUCCGACAUGAACCUCGGGGGGAUUGGUGGCGGCAUGUCGGAUGAUUUUGCUCGGGCCAAGCGGGUCCAGGAUCAGGUGGCUCUGCGGCUGAUGGAGAAAUCCAAGUCGCUCCCGCGACCUAACUCCCACUACGCCACCUCAGAAUAUGCCGGGUCUUCAUCAGUGAAAUACAACACCAUCGAACCAGGGUUCAGCUCCAAGUCCUAUGUGUACACAGCCUCCAAACCAGCCAUGGCUAACAGGGCGUCUCAGUACUCGGGGGGCUACUCGGCCCGCUCAGCGGUGGACCUGGGUGGGGUCCAGAGGGUCAGCAUGGGUGUUGGACGGGGAGGAGGCGGAGGAGGGUACCAGUACCAGGACGACAUGCGUGUGGGCGGGGGCUACCACACCAUCGGGGGCUACCAGGCAGGAGGAAGACAGGCCAUGAUACAGUCCACCAUGACUAAAGUCGGCCACGUCCCCGUUCAGGAUUUGGAGACAAUGUCCAUGCACUCCAUGAGAUUGCCUGCCCAGUCGUCUGGUUGGGGGGUGGAUGUCAGCGAUGGGGGCAGUAUGAUCUCAGAGCGGGAUUUCUCCCGCAAGCAGUCUGUCUACAGUGCCGUCAACGGAACCACGGGGGGCCAGGUGAACCAGCAGAACAUGGGAACGUUUCCCCGGAGCGGAGGGGCUGUCUCACUCAGCGGGACGUUGACCCGGAGCGGAGGGGCCAUGAUGGGAGGAGAGCAGAUGAUGAUGGUGCAGCAUCAGGAAUCCUUCAAAGGGCCAGCUCAACGCACCAUCAACAGGGUCAACAAGAAAAACCGGAUAUCCAUUACCGGGCAGUCAACUGUGCAGCGCCAGAUGUCCUCUGGGGGGAGCAUGUAUGGAGGAGGGAGUGGAGGAGGCUUUAUAGUGGGCCAGGUGUCCUCGGGUUCCCAGGGCAAUCUGCAGCAAUUGAACAGGAGCAUGUCAAUCAGGAGCAUGCACAGCGUGGGGAGGGGCCGAGACAUCUACGACGGCCAGAACGACAUGACCGGUAGCAUGAUCAAUGUCAGCGGGCUGGACAUCCCUAUGGCGGUCAUGCAACUGGAUGAAGAUGACAUAGCAGAGCAGGUUCAAGGAGCGGCCUAUAUUCAACACGAGUGUUACAACAACAAUGAUGCCAAGAACGAGGUUCGCAUCUGCAAAGGCAUCCAGAAGUUGGUGCGACUCUUCAACAGUGAGAACCUGGAGGUGGCGCGCUAUGCCACCGGCGCCACGAGGAACCUCAUCUACGAGAACCUGGAGAACAAGGCGGCCCUCAUUGAGGCGGGGGGCAUCCCACAGCUGAUAGAGGCUCUGAAGUACAACGAUGACGAGUUACGCAAGAACAUCACAGGGAUUCUGUGGAACCUGUCAUCCAAAGACAACCUGAAGGAGAAGUUGGCCAAGGAGACGCUUGCAGAUCUCACAGAGAAGAUCCUGAUACCGCUGUCAGGCAGCGGAGACUCUGAAGUCAUACAGCAGAGCCCCUCCGAAUCCGACAUCUUCUUCAACACCACGGGAUGUCUCAGGAACCUGAGCUCAGUGAAUGAGAAGACCAGGCAGAAGAUGAGGGAGACCAGUGGCCUGGUAGAUGCUCUGGUGGGUUACGUCAAGGCUUCGCUAGAGGACGGAAAGGUGGAGGGCAAGGGAGUGGAGAACACGGUGUGUGUCCUGAGGAACCUGUCGUACCAGCUCUACAGCGAGAUCCCCCCCUCAGCCCUCCUGCGUCUGGAAGGACCGUCCCGGGACCAGGACACCAGCUUCAGCCAAGCCAUCGGCUGCUUCACGCCACAGAGCAAGAAAUUAAAAAAUAAGAACCAGGACAUGGCUACAUUCACAGAGGUCGCCCGCAUACCGAAAGGCGUGGAGUGGCUGUGGCACCCCCAGGUGGUUGGGCUGUAUAACAACGUGCUGCAGGGCUGUGAAAUCAACUCCACGACACGCGAGGCGGCGGCCGGAGCUCUGCAGAACAUCACCGCUGGAGACAAGAGGUGGGCAGGAGUGCUGAGCAGGGUGGCUCUGGACCAGGAGAGGAUGCUUCCUGUCCUGCUGGACAAGCUGCGGACCAACAAUGACAUGGAACUGAGAUCCCUCACCGGCUUCCUCAGGAACCUGUCGCGCCACGCCAGCGACAAGAGCGCCAUGGCCACUAAAAUAGUCCAGAACCUUGUGAACAAGCUGCCAGCCGACGGUAACCAGAAGGAACCGUCCAGCGACGUGGUGGUGAACAUCUGUGGAGCGCUGAACAACCUGGUCGCCAGCAGCUCCCUCGCAGCCCGGGACAUCACCUUCUUUGACGGGCUGCAGAAACUGGUGGCCAUCAAGGACUCACACGACAGCAGUCCUGGGAAGCUGAAAGCCGCCAAAGCAGCGGCCACAGUCCUCUGCAACAUGUUCCAGUACAAGAAGCUGCACAAGAACUACAAACAGAAAGGCUUCACGCGACCAGACUUUGCCGACUCGACGAUCUGAACGGGGACUGUAGAAGACUCGCCAGCUCUCUGUCUCUCUCGACCCCUCUGCCAAGUGGCCGGAAAAAUCUGUGAACUCUAGUGACGAUGGACUGAUCUGAACAACGGAAGACAUUUCUCCUUCCCUCACUUUUCUGCUCAUGCAAAUGGAGUGAGAAGAACUACGGCGCUGCGAGUGACAACAAAGACCGGUGGAGAGAAAACAUUAAAAGGCUGUGAUGAGGAUGGAUGCGCGCCCCCCAUUUAAAUGCUGUUUGUAUUUACUGCCGUACGUUUUUUUUUUCACAUUGUAAAUGCUUUUGUCGAUAGAGAAGAGACAGUGGGACUGAUAGUGGAGAGCACCCUGGAAUUGGAGUAGGUCGGACUCGAACCGGCGCUGCAGCUGUAUGCACCAGAGGCAGGAGGUCUGCACUGGGUUCGAAUGGUUUAUUGUUGAAUCAUCUGCGUUUGAAUGGUUUAUUCUUGAAUCACCUGGGUUUGAAUGCUUUAUUCUUGAAUCACCUGGGUUUGAAUGCUUUAUUCUUGAAUCACCUGGGUUUUAAUGCUUUAUUGUUGAAUCACCUGGGUUUGAAUGUUUUAUAUAGUCUUUGGUGGAAUCAGGGACUCUCAAUGCAACAUCAAUCUGCCGUGACUUAUGACGACAUGCUGUGGUGUUUUUAGCACCAGAUCCCACUGACGCCAUUUUGUCACCCCGGUCCCAGAUCUGUGUGCUCUUUAGCCAACUCCUACAGGUAGCAAGACAACACGAAACCAAUCUGGUCCUGGAUCAGUCAAUCAAUCACAUUUUUUCUAUAAAGCCCUUUUUACAUCAGCAGUUUGAAACCCAACAAAACACCCAGGUGAAACCCUAAAGAGCAAGCAACCACAGGGUUGAUGCGGAGUAGCUCGGAAAAACUCCCAAAAAGGGUCGAAACUCAGGAAGAAACCUAGAGAGGAACCGGGCUCUGAGGGGCGGCCUGUCCACUUCUGGCUGUACUGGGGGAAAAUAUUAAUAGUAAACAUUUUAAUAAUUAAUAAAUGUAUGUGGGCUUUGUAAAAAGUCAUCAGUUUUGGAUCCGUUUUUUGUUGGCUUUUGCUGUAGGUUGUAGUCAGUGUGAGGAGGUUAAAUGAUGGCUUGACUUGUUGAAUGAAUUAGGAUGACCAUUUAACAGAGCCAAAACUGACCUCCAAUGAAGCUGGCGCACAGCGUUAUUCGUACAGUGGAACCCGUUUAAUUUAUACAGGCAAUGGUGCUUUUACUAACAUGGAAUGGUUGAUAUUUCUAGGUGUUAUAUAUUAGUUUUUGUGUUGUGUGGCUUUUAUUUGUCAGACAAAACAUUUACAUUUUAGUCUCAUCCAUAGUGACUCAUAGUAAGGGCAGACAUUUUAAUAGUGCUUGGUGAAACCACCAAACAGCUCGUUAGUGUGUGCAUUCAAAUCAGUGACUAAGAUAUUGGUCAGUGCUGGAAGGAAAACCAUGCAAAUAAUGAACACAAUAA